Molecule: messenger RNA, 1221 nt
Organism: Coniosporium apollinis CBS 100218
Lineage: Eukaryota; Fungi; Ascomycota; Dothideomycetes
Exons: 4
Coding region: 1-1221 (406 amino acids)
Source: RefSeq, a predicted model, not a curated record
AUGAGUACCGCCGGCGUAUUCGCUGCCGUCAACAGCGCCAUCAAGCUCGCAGACUUCAUCCUCGACCUCCGCGAAGUCCCUGAGGAGCUCCGCGUCUUCUCCUCCCUCAUCACCCGUGUGAACUCAGAUCUAAACGAAGCAUUCCGUCUGCGCCGAAAUCCCGCGAUAGACGCCCGCCUCAUAGCAACAUCCUCGCAAAAGCAAUGGGUCGACAGCUCCAUCAACGAUGUCCAGAAAGCGCUCCAUGACAUCGGCGUCUACGUGGAGAACGGCCGCCUCGAUGAAGAGCAUGGUAAGAGCGUGGGUAUGAAGACCCGCUUCGAGUGGGUCGUGAAAACCCACAACAAGAUCAAGACGCGCGAGUUGGCGCUCGCAACUUGUCAGCGGAGUCUCUUGGUCGCGAUACAGAUGAUGCAGACGCUCGAGAUGACGAGUCUCAUGAAUCCAAUGACUUCAAUGACUCCAAUGACUUGUUCGGCGACUGAACUGCCGAAGCCACCUCCGUCUUAUGAGGCCAGUGUGGGAAGAGCGUGGAGGGACGAGGAAGAUGAGAAGCCGUUGAGGCCGAGGCCGAGACGGAAACCUGCGUCGGAUACUACCAAGGACGAAAUCUUGAGAGAGGUACACGAGGUGGAGAGCAAUACGCUGAUCCCUGUGCAGUCAGCGCCGGCACACCUGCAGAGCACCAACACCCCCUGGUGGUAUGCCCCUUCAGAUGUCGGUCAAACAGACCUUGUAUUCUCACCACCUUUACCGCCGCAGGGUACCAGGGUGUCGCAACGGCAGAUGUCCGCAGACAGUGUUCUACUGACGCCCGCAAUAUCAUGGUCCAUGUCGCCGCAACCGACAGGUACAACCGAAUGGCGAGCACCAUCCCCAUCCCCCAGUUUCACCGCCAGCAUAUCCUCGCCUUCAGAGCUCGACUUAGAUUGGAAACCCUCAGCUGCAGUAGAGCUGCCCGCCGAUGACGUCAAAGUCAGCACACGACGGCCUGUGCCACCAGCUUUCAGAACCUUCAAUCGGUAUUCUGCCGAACGCAACCGCAGCGUCGCUUCCUUCAGCUCCACCUCCGAAACCGUGGUUGAUUUCGAUGAGAAGUAUCCGGUUGAAUCUGACGAAAAGUAUCUGGUUGUCUCGAGCACGGAGGGUUCGCUGCACAGAUCUGCAACUUCAGAGCGGCAGAGAAGGGCCAGGAGGAGGCUUGCGGCUUACGACGAUUGA